This is a messenger RNA of Lasiosphaeria miniovina, 1787 nucleotides long. RefSeq lists its product as uncharacterized. NCBI's taxonomy places the organism in Eukaryota, Fungi, Ascomycota, Sordariomycetes, Sordariales, Lasiosphaeriaceae. The transcript is spliced from 4 exons. Bases 383 to 1732 code for a protein of 449 amino acids. The record is from RefSeq and is a predicted model, not a curated record.
UGCAGGUCGCCGACAGGGCCACGCUAGUGGCCCUGAUUGGCAGAUGCUCAAGACGCCCGGCCUGACUGCGCCUUGAACAACGCGAACUGCCUGGGCUUUUUCCCUUCCUAAAUCACGCAACCUGCAAGCCAUGGGCGGUAGGGACUUGCGCCCGGCUUGGCCUGCCGCCCCCACCCCCCGGGCACGCACUCGACGGUUCCAGAAUCCAAGAUUCCUCCCUGGGAGCGUCGUUUUUUCUUCAUUUCCCGUUGCCCCCGAAUGUCCGGGCUCCUGUUACUACCGCCGCCGUCGCCAUCGCUAUCGCCAUCGCUAUCCCUAUCCCCUUUGCUAGCUCCGUAGUUGCCGAUUGAGCUCCGUGGCUAGGAGCUCAUCCAGGGAGAAUAUGAUCACACAGCAGGGUUUGCAGGAUGCGCUCGUCCGUUGGCAGGACUAUCCUUCCAACCUCGUCAGCCAGAGCCCCCCGCAGGAGAUCGUGACCCGGUACCAGCAGCUAUUGAACUCCAAGGGUCUCUUUGUUCGCCGCGAGUCCGACAGUCAACUUGAUAUUCGGGAUCCCGGGUUGGCUCUUUCUGACAGCAAGGCGGCAAAUUCCAACCUCAAGAGCUUAGCUGAGCUCGAAACUUGGUUGAGAGAUUCGCCGGCCCGGGUGGAAGGAGAUUACCACCCUUUGGUGCUCUCCAUUGGCACCCGCUCCGGACGAGGGCCGCUUCAGAUCACCCCAGACAUGUCACGCUUGGUUUUGAGCCGCUUCCAGGUCAUCCCCGCGUUUCUCGACGUCGUCCUGGUCUUUGGAAGCGCUUCAGCCAGCGGCUUCUCCCACAGAUUCCCGUCAUUUGUCACCAGUCCCCAUCGCGGCCUGUCGGAGGGCACGCUCGAGCUUUCCUACAACUUACGCUACGUCGACAGCUGCUCUGGAAAGGCUCAGGAACCAUGGUCCAUUCGCCAAAUGGCAGUCUACUGCCAGAUCAACACCAACCGACAGAGAACCGUCUGGAUCCUCGCGGGAGCCCCAGAGACUCUGCAAUUCCAGCUCUGCAACGCCGGUUCGGACACUGGUAACAUGGCUGAAACAAGUCUCGCAAAAUCCUUUCUUCUAGCAAUGCACGACCAUCUGUUUUCCAUUGGAUGUCGACAAGAAUUCUGGGGCCUCCACGUUAGGUUACUCGAAGACGAGUUCAACAUGAUGCUUGUAUCUGUCAACGGCAUUCACUAUGCAUCAAGAACGCUUAUCAGUGCGUCCAGUACAAUGUGUCGUAUAGGGGACUUGGAGGAGAAGUGCCAUGAUGCAGUGCUUGCAAUCCGGGCAAAUCUGCAAGUUCUUGAAAGCCUACAACUUUACUACGAGGCUGUAGCCUCCUUUGAGACGGUCGAACCCAUGGACGGUUCAACAACCACCGCCCAGCUCGUUGCGGACUUCAAGGGGCAGCUAGCUCGUAUCAGGGCCGACCUCGAGCACAACCUCUCUCGAGCCAAGAUGGUCAAAGAAAGUAUUUCCAAUAAGCUCCACGCUGUCCACUUGCAAUUCACAGCUGACGCAGCUGUCCGGGGAAGCCUUGAGAGUACGAGGAUGACCGAGAUGACCGAGGAGAUGAAGCACAUUGCCGAAGUCACCAGAGCCGAGACGGUCACGAUGCGGAUAGUGACGAUUCUCACCCUCAUAUACCUCCCAUGCUCAUUUGUAACAGUAGGUCUCGCCUCCAGCCGCCCGCCUCUGCCUCUGUAUCGCAUUUAACCUACAGUCUGAAGAACCGCACGCUGACGCAAGGCCGCCGCAGUCUGUCUUCAGC